AUGGCUGCAACCGUUAAUGCAACGCCAGGACCUAAUAGCUUAAAGCAGUUUACUUUGGAAUCGUUGGUGAAUAUUGAGCUGCGUAUCAAUGAGGAGAAGAACAAGAAGCCACCCAAGCAGGACAGCAGCUACCGCGAUGAUGAUGACGAGAACAAGCCCAAGCCCAACACCGACCUGGAGGCUGGGAAGAGCCUGCCCUACAUCUAUGGGGACAUCCCCAAGGGACUGGUGGCGGUCCCACUGGAGGAGCUGGACCCAUUCUACCUGAACUCUCAGAAAACAUUUAUAGUGCUAAAUAGAGGGAAGACAAUCUUCCGUUUUAGUGCCACAUCUGCCUUGUACUUCAUACAUCCUUUAAAUCCGGUUAGGCGAGUAGCUAUUAAAAUUUUGAUACAUGCUCUUUUCAGCAUGAUCAUUAUGUGUACUAUUUUGACAAACUGUAUAUUCAUGACGUUUAGUGAUCCUCCCGAGUGGUCAAAACAAGUUGAGUACACAUUCACAGGAAUUUAUACAUUUGAGUCUCUUGUAAAGAUCACAGCACGAGGAUUCUGUAUAGACGGCUUUACAUUCCUCAGAGAUCCAUGGAACUGGCUGGAUUUCAUGGUCAUUUCGAUGGCGUAUAUAACAGAGUUUGUAAACCUAGGCAAUGUCUCAGCUCUGCGCACGUUCAGGGUGUUGAGGGCAUUGAAAACUAUUUCUGUAAUUCCAGGCCUGAAGACCAUUGUGGGCGCUUUGAUCCAGUCUGUGAAGAAGCUUUCGGAUGUGAUGAUCCUGACUGUCUUCUGCCUGAGCGUCUUCGCCCUCAUCGGUCUCCAGCUCUUCAUGGGCAACCUGCGCCACAAGUGUGUAAUCUGGCCAAUCAACACCACCAAGAGCUUCGACUGGAAAGAGUACAUCAUGAACGACACCAAUUUCUACUUCCAGCCCGGCCAGUUGGAUGCUCUUCUCUGUGGGAACAGCUCCGACUCUGGCCGCUGCCCGGAGGGCUACACAUGCAUGAAAGCGGGGAGGAAUCCAAACUACGGCUACACCAGCUUUGACAGCUUCGGCUGGGCCUUCCUGACUCUCUUCCGACUCAUGACACAGGACUUCUGGGAAAACCUUUACAUGCUGACCCUGAGGGCGGCAGGAAAGACCUACAUGAUCUUCUUUGUGCUGGUGAUCUUUGUGGGCUCCUUCUACUUGGUCAAUCUGAUCUUGGCUGUGGUGGCCAUGGCCUACGAGGAGCAGAACCAGGCCACCAUGGAAGAAAGCCUGCGGAAAGAGGAGGAAUUCAAGGCCAUGCUGGAGCAGCUCAAGAGACAGCAGGAAGACGCCCAGACGGCUGCCAUGGCAACCUCUGCGGGCACAGUGUCGGAGGACGCAGUGGAGGAUGAUGGUGGAGGCCGUCUGUCAUGCAGUUCCUCUGAGAUGUCAAAGCUCAGCUCCAAGAGUGCAAAAGAGCGUCGCAAUCGAAAGAAGAAGUGGCGGCAGAAAGAGCAGGAGAAGGAGAAAGGCGACAGCGAGAAGUUUGUCAAGUCAGAGUCAGAUGACGGCAGCAAGAGGAGCCGUUUCCGUUUCCCUGAUAAUCGUCUGGGUCGAAAGUCUUCCAUUAUGAACCAGUCCCUCCUCAGCAUACCCGGCUCGCCUUUCCUGUCCCGCCAGAACAGUAAGAGCAGCAUCUUCAGUUUCAAGGGUCGCGGUAAAGACUCAGAGAACGAGUUUGCCGAUGAUGAACACAGCACGGUGGAGGAGUUCGAGGAGCGGCGGGGCUCCCUGUUCAGCCCUUACCGGCGGAACAGCUACGGUGGCUUUCACGGGAAGAGGAACAGCACGGUGGAUUGCAACGGCGUGGUGUCGCUCAUCGGCCCUGGGCCCGGUGGACGCCUUCUGCCUGAGGUGAACAUAUAUAAGGCAGCUACUGACGACAGUCCGACUACUGAGGUUGAGGUGAAGAAGAAGCUGUCGGGCUCCCUGAUGGUGUCUGUGGACCAGCUCAAUACCUCCUUUGGGCGGAAAGAGCGGGCCAACAGUGUCAUGAGCGUCAUUACCAACACACUAGUGGAGGAACUGGAGGAUUCUCAGCGAAACUGUCCGCCGUGCUGGUAUAAGUUUUCUAACACAUUCCUGAUCUGGGAGUGCUCCCCCAAGUGGAUUAAGAUCAAGGAGAUUAUGAACCUGAUUGUCAUGGACCCCUUCGUGGACUUAGCCAUCACCAUCUGUAUCGUGCUCAACACUCUCUUCAUGGCCAUGGAGCACUACCCCAUGACCACCGACUUUGAAGACAUGCUGUCCGUAGGCAAUCUGGUAUUCACUGGGAUCUUUGCAGGGGAGAUGCUCUUCAAGCUUGUGGCUAUGGAUCCAUAUUACUACUUCCAGGAGGCCUGGAACUGUUUUGAUGGUUUUAUUGUGACGCUGAGUUUAGUGGAGCUGGCUCUGGCUGACGUCGAGGGCCUGUCUGUGCUGCGCUCAUUCCGAUUGCUGAGAGUGUUUAAGCUGGCCAAGUCAUGGCCUACCCUCAACAUGCUGAUCAAGAUCAUUGGUAACUCUGUGGGAGCCUUGGGGAACCUGACCCUGGUGCUGGCCAUCAUCGUCUUCAUCUUUGCUGUGGUGGGCAUGCAGCUGUUUGGCAAGAGCUACAAAGACUGCGUGUGUAAAAUUUCUCUUGAGUGUGAGUUGCCCCGCUGGCACAUGAACGACUUCUUCCACUCCUUCCUGAUCGUCUUCCGGGUGCUGUGUGGUGAAUGGAUUGAGACCAUGUGGGACUGCAUGGAGGUGGCGGGUCAGGGCAUGUGCCUCCUUGUCUUCUUGAUGGUCAUGGUUAUCGGUAACCUGGUGGUGUUGAACCUGUUUCUUGCCUUGCUGCUGAGCUCAUUCAGUGCUGACAACUUGGCUGCGACAGAUGACGACGGUGAGCCCAACAACCUGCAGAUAUCCGUCAAGCGUAUCAAGAUAGGCAUUGCAUGGAUAAAAGCAAAGAUGAGGAUAUUGAUGGCCCGUCUGCUAAAGAAACCACAGAUGGAAGACGAGCAGAAGCAUUUCGAUGACAUGUAUGACAAGAAGCUGAACUGCAUUGCUAACCACACCGGGGUGGACAUCAACCGUGACCUGGACUAUGCCAAGAAUGGUAACGGCACUACCAGCGGUAUUGGUAGCAGUGUGGGCAAGUAUAUGAUCGAUGAGGAACACAUGUCGUUCAUCCACAACCCAAACCUGACCGUCUGCGUGCCCAUAGCUGUUGGAGAAUCUGAUUUUGAAAACCUCAACACAGAGGACUUCAGCAGCGAGUCGGAAAAUGAGAACAGCAAAGAGCUGGAUGACACCAGUUCAUCGGAGGGCAGCACUGUUGACAUGAGGCCAGACGUGGAGGAGGUGGUGGUGGUGGAGCCGGUGGAGGAAUUCCUGGACCCAGAGGCGUGUUGGACAGAUGGAUGUGUCGCCAAAUUUAAGUGCUGUGAAGUUGAUAUUACUACGGGCUGGUGGAAGCAUUGGUGGUUCCUGCGAAAAACCUGCUUCCUGAUUGUGGAGCAUAAUUGGUUUGAGAGCCUCAUCAUCUUCAUGAUCCUCCUCAGUAGCGGUGCCCUGGCCUUUGAGGAUGUGUACAUCGAGCAGAGGAAGACCAUUCGGAUCAUUUUGGAAUAUGCUGACAGGGUUUUCACCUACAUCUUCAUCCUGGAGAUGUUGCUGAAAUGGGUCGCCUACGGUUUUGUCAAGUAUUUCACCAAUGCCUGGUGCUGGCUGGAUUUCUUCAUUGUGGAUGUGUCUAUAGUCAGCCUUGUAGCUAAUGCGCUGGGCUACUCCGAUCUAGGGCCCAUUAAAUCACUCAGGACACUAAGGGCCUUGAGACCCCUCAGAGCCUUGUCACGUUUUGAAGGGAUGAGGGUGGUAGUCAACGCCUUGGUGGGUGCCAUCCCUUCCAUUAUGAAUGUGUUGCUGGUUUGCCUCAUCUUUUGGCUAAUUUUCAGUAUCAUGGGGGUCAACUUGUUUGCGGGCAAGUACUACUACUGUUUCAAUCAGACAUCAGAGGAAUACUUUUCCGUCGACGUGGUCAACAACAAGACCCAGUGUGUGGCUCUCAUGAAUCAAAACUUCACCGAGGUCAGGUGGAAGAAUGUCAAGAUCAACUUUGACAAUGUGGGAGCCGGCUACCUGGCCCUGCUGCAAGUGGCUACAUUCAAAGGUUGGAUGGACAUCAUGUACGCGGCUGUGGACUCCAGAGAGGUGGAAGACCAGCCCGACUAUGAAGUCAACAUCUACAUGUACAUCUACUUUGUGGUUUUCAUCAUAUUUGGGUCCUUCUUCACCCUCAACCUCUUCAUUGGUGUGAUCAUUGACAACUUCAACCAGCAGAAGAAAAAGUUUGGAGGUCAGGAUAUAUUCAUGACAGAGGAACAGAAAAAGUACUACAAUGCCAUGAAAAAACUGGGGUCCAAAAAGCCACAAAAACCUAUUCCUCGACCACAGAACAUGAUCCAGGGCAUGGUGUUUGACUUUGUGCAGCAGCAGGUCUUUGACAUCUCCAUCAUGAUUCUCAUCUGCCUCAACAUGGUUACCAUGAUGGUUGAAACGGACGAUCAGUCAGACGAAACGGACAACGUCCUCUACUGGGUCAACUUCAUCUUUAUUGUAGUCUUCACCACAGAGUUCUUGCUCAAGCUUUUUGCCCUUCGCCACUAUUACUUCACUAAUGGUUGGAAUAUCUUCGACGUGGUGGUCGUCAUUCUGUCUAUUGUCGGCAUGUUCCUGGCUGAUAUAAUUGAGAAGUACUUUGUGUCACCAACACUCUUCAGGGUGAUCAGGUUGGCUCGUAUCGGCCGUAUCCUCCGUCUAAUCAAAGGAGCCAAGGGCAUCCGGACUUUACUUUUUGCUCUGAUGAUGUCACUGCCAGCCCUCUUCAACAUUGGCCUAUUGCUCUUCCUGGUCAUGUUCAUCUUUUCCAUCUUCGGUAUGUCUAACUUUGGCUACGUAAAACAUGGAGCCGGAAUUGACGACUUGUACAACUUUGAGACCUUUGGCAACAGCAUGAUCAUUCUGUUCAUGAUCACCACAUCCGCUGGGUGGGACGGCUUGCUGCUGCCCAUCAUGAACUACCCACCAGACUGCAACCCCCGUUUUGAGAACCCCGGUACACCCGUGAAGGGCGACUGUGGUAACCCCUCAGUGGGAAUCUUCUUUUUUGUCAUGUAUAUCAUCAUUUCUUUCCUGAUCGUGGUCAACAUGUACAUUGCCAUCAUCCUGGAGAACUUCAGUGUGGCCACAGAGGAAAGUGCUGAUCCACUCAGUGAGGACGACUUUGAGACCUUCUACGAGAUCUGGGAGAAGUUUGACCCUACUGCCUCUCAGUUCAUUACUUUUGCCAAGCUGUCUGACUUUGCAGACGCACUGGAGCACCCACUCCGUGUGCCCAAGCCCAACACGAUAGAACUAAUUGCCAUGGACCUGCCCAUGGUGAGCGGCGAUCGUAUUCACUGCCUGGACAUCCUGUUUGCCUUCACAAAGCGAGUGCUGGGUGACAGUGGUGAGUUAGACAUGCUGAGACAACAGAUGGAGGAGCGUUUUGUUGCAGCCAACCCUUCCAAGGUGUCGUAUGAACCCAUCACCACCACUCUUCGCCGCAAACAGGAGGAUGUCUCUGCCAGAACUAUACAGAAUGCCUACCGCAUCCACCUCAUCCGGCACGGCAUCAUCUACAGGCGUCACAUUUUUUCUAACAAUAGGUUUGAGAAUGGCGGGACCAACCAAGAGAAGAAGGAGAGCACACCAUCCACAGCCUCUCUCCCCUCCUACGACAGUGUGACCAAAUCUGACAAGGAAAAGCAGGACGAAAAAAAGGACGAGUGGGCCAGGAAAGACAAGGACAAAAACCAAAAAGAUGAGUGGGAAUCCAAGUGUUAAGGUUCAGUGACUCUCAAAAUCCAAUACAACAGAAGGAGAUGAGACUCUGAGCCCAAACCCGACUAAUGUAGAAAAAGUGAUUUGCAAGUAAGAAAAAAAAUGGAUACUAAAAAUAUGUUUACAGACUCAAUACUACUGAGGCAAUGUGGUCUCUCAUGUCGUAAAACACAGCUGAACCAAACACAAUCAGUUUACCACGGAACUUUUCUGCAUCAUGACUAAGUUUAUAUAAAAUGACUCACAGUGUGCUGGCCAAUGACACACAUUUCUUUGCGGACCAACUGCCAAGGCAUCGAAAUCUCUGUUAUAUGAUCGAAGAAUUGCAAAAUCCCUGCCACCACCGAGUGUGGAACCCCGCAGCAAAACUCAAAUGCUACGGGACUGGAUCAUACAGAUCCCACUAGAACUGUAUUACCAGUCUAAAAGAGAGUCUGUAGCACAGUUUACCAUCUUGAUUAAGAAGAAAACUAUCAUCAACCAAGCAAGUUUUAGCUAGGAUGGUAAAACACUAGCUAGGAAGGAAGGGGAAACCCAGAACUGUUGACAACAGAUGUUUGUUUGUUUGUCCUGAGUAUAUUUGCAUCUUUACAUUAUUUGAGCAGCAAAAAAAGAUAACAUUCAUCCCAUGUCACUAGUCUUUUCAUAUCCUCUUUGUUAUUCUCCUGACAUUGUAAAGGACACGUUCAACGUAGGCUUUCACACUGACUGGGUAGUGGUCAUUAUUCAUGGUUUUGACUUGGGCUGAGGUAGUUACAGAGCCGAGUUACAGAUGAAUAAUAACUAUUGUACUCGAUCAAUGCAUAGACAUGACUUGCAUGAAGAAAUGUUUUGAUCAGAAAGAUGAAUGAGUAUUCAAAGUCCAACAAGACACGGAUUCUCAGACCACUGCAGUGGCUCGACUAGUCCGAGGCUGUCCACUGUGGAAUCAAGUACAUUUGAAGAUGAAGAUAAUGAUUCAUAGACUAUUGGGGGAAUGAUAGUCGUAUGAUAUUGUCCUUCAUUAGUUUUGCUUUUCAAUUGGCGAAUCUUUUAAGACAUGCCUUCAUUAAAAUAUUUGGUGAUUGAAGGGUGUGAGCACUCAGAGGCAGAGUCACAGUCGGGAUCGGCCAACAACACAAACUAGAUACGUUUUUUUUUGCUGCUCUGAAUCUAGUUUAGAAAGUGUGGAGUGUAUGAGUAGGAAGCAGGAUAUCCUCACAAUGAGGAUGCACAGAUUUGGAGGGCCACGACAGUUACCCUGUUCCAAAUCUGGGGCUUAUACCUCUUUGUUUACAUCCGUCAUACAGUCACUUUCCUUACUUCUCUGUGGUCCCUGUUUCGUCAAUGAGAGCAGGUGAUGUUUCACGCCAAGGAAUCUAUAACUGGCACCAGUGAGGGUCUAGUGUGCUCAAGUGUCAAUAGGUAGCCCCUCUUCUGCUGUAGUUCUAUGAGAAAGGACAGAAAUGUGUUUUUUUUGUUUGUUUUGAUACUAUUUUUGUUGAUUUGUUAGUGGCUAGUGGAAAAACCUAACUGUAUUUAGAUAGAUGAUUCAUUCAUUUUAAAUUCCUCUUUUAUACUCUGUCAGACCCACAUCAGAAUUUCCCAGUGAAUGAUGUUUUAGGUAGUGUUUUUCAGACCAUUUCAGUUGCCAGCUUUAGACAAAAAGCCUUGAAGUCUUUCUCUGAUAUACUUGUGAUGCAAUCGGCCUCAGAAAAGGAUUUGAUCAGUGAGAGAGACACUGACCAUCUGCAACAGCAGAGUUAGCAGAGAAGUGUCACAUGGACAUGCCUUGUCGUGCCUAGCAUGUAUGGAAGGAUGGCUACGAAGGGCUUGUGGUGUGGACUGUGGAAUCAAAGGGAUUUUUUUCUGAUAUUUCAGGGAGGUGGUUAGAUGAUGAAUAACUCAAAUGUGGACCAAUAGAAAGGUAGAGCCCCUCCCUUCAGGGUUUUAGACUGACUGCCAUGACAACAGGAAACAGAAGAGGAGAAGAAGAGAACAGCGCUAAAGUCGGAGUGCUGGAAGUCCCAUGUUUGUCAGUGUAUCAUUGUGCUUUUGUGGGACCUCUUAAACACUGUGUGGUGUUGGACCCAGACUCGCAACAUCUUUUCACAUACUUGCAGGCUUUCAAGUACUGUCACCCGCUUCAAAAAUGAUUAGCCGGAGAUGAAGGGAGAAAUCCAAACACAUGCCAAGAUUAUCCAUCAGCAGGCCUCACAUCGACACAGCUACGUUGUAUAGUAAGCUCUGUGGGUGUUUUUCAUAAAAAAACCUGAGGCUUAAGGUCAAGUGGUAGACGAGACACAACUGCCUCCUUAGGUGUUCCUGCAAAUGUUUUUCUACACAGGAGUGAUGGUCCUAUUUAUAAGUGGAUGACUAGACAUACAUCUUCCAUCCUUCGUCACACCAAUAAUGCCAUUUGGUGUGUUUAACACUGCCUGUACCAGAAGCCCCUGUCUGUAACAAUAACUGAGAUCUGUUUACAAUAUGAGGUCUCUAAAGUUUGGCUGCUGCACACUGAAACCAAAUACAUUCCCAAUGAGAACCACAGGAGGAGUGAGUUAUGUCAAUGACAAUUUGUCCAUGUUCAUCUUGGAUGUAAUGUUUUUCAAUGAUACAUUCACACCAAAAAAAAAGGCAAAAAGAAAACACAAAAAACAUAUAUAUGUACAGUGCAGGCAAUGAUGUAAAUGGCACAAUUGCUGAAAAAGAAUGAACUUUUUGAGAGAAACUAUAAAUAUUGUAUUAUAUUAUUUUAUUUUAUAGGCAUGCUUUGUUGUGUUUUUUUGUAAAUAAGGAAUUUUAAAAUUGUUACGACUAAUAAUAAAAACAAAAAGAAUAAUAACAAUAAUAUAGAAUGGCUCCCAGCUAUGCCCUUUGUCACAUUUGUUACCUUUUGGAUUUUUUGAGACACUUUUCACUUUGUUGAUGAAAAUUUAAUGAAAUAUAGAUAUUAUAUAAUACAAAAAAUAUAUACAUACAUAUAUGUCUAUAUGUAUAUACAUGAAACAGAAGGACACUGUUUGUCACAUUUGAUUUAUGUGUAACACGUUCAGUGGAUGUCUAAAAGUGGUUGUUUCCAGCAUUCUUCUAUGUUUGGGAAUAGCUUAUGUCUGAAGUUACUGGAACUGCUUGCCAUGGAUUGUAGCCUGAUCAUGAUGAAAGGACAAUGUUACCAGCACAUUUCUCACUGACUGUCAUAUCUCUCACCUUCACUGAGUAUACAGGACACACCCACAAUCACGGACAGAAACACACACACAGUUGACUCCUCAUUGCCCAUCAACUUUACCAGUGAACUCUUCCUUGAGACGGUUCCUACCCCCAGGGCCUUCUUCCCACUCCCACACACCAGUGCCAUUACAGCGCAACAUGCACAGAACCACGUACUUGCUUCUCGUCCUCACGUUUCUUUUGUUGAAUAGUUUGUUUCCAGUGUUCCACUCACUGUCAUGUGCCUUUUUUUCUGCUUUUUCUGCCAAUUUGGAUGUCAAUUUCACACUGAGAAAAAAUGAAAGGCACUAAACUGUCCAAACUGUGGAACGUGGAGGUUUGGGGGCGAGCACAACAUUUAUCAGGGAUGUCGAGUUAGAAAUACUGCCGGAGGAUCAUCCAGACACCCCACUUGGUCUUGAUAUUCAACAGUGUGUGAUGUUAACAGAAAAUCAGCUAACUCAAAAAUGUCCUGUUCUUAGUGCUAUGUGUGUCACCCACUUGGCUUGUGAAAAAGCAGCUUGCCUUCUAUAUUUCUGUUCUUGUUCUUCAAUGUUUCUGACUCCAUCUGAAAUUUAUUUUUUUAUAUUUGAUUAUUAGGACUCAUUCUUUUUUUAGCAUGAUUUAUUAUGGGCUUUUAUUCUUUUUGCUGAAAAAUUGAAAAUUGCUUUUCAAACUGUUGUUUUCAUUUGACACCAUGAUAAAAGAGGAUAUACAGUAAAACAUGAUGGUGUGUUGCACUACCACUUGGACUCUUGGUAAGAUAAAUAUGAAAGAUUGUCUUCAUUUGAGCACAAACCUUUUUAUUACCAAUAAAGCAGCCUUCCAGUUACAA
Messenger RNA from Pseudoliparis swirei, 9898 nucleotides. It is a transcript of the gene scn8aa, whose product is annotated as sodium channel, voltage gated, type VIII, alpha subunit a. Lineage: Eukaryota; Metazoa; Chordata; Actinopteri; Perciformes; Liparidae. Gene Ontology annotation, cellular component: voltage-gated sodium channel complex; axon; plasma membrane. The transcript is spliced from 26 exons. The record is from RefSeq and is a predicted model, not a curated record. Gene Ontology annotation, biological process: sodium ion transmembrane transport; membrane depolarization during action potential; neuronal action potential. Bases 1 to 5874 code for a protein of 1957 amino acids. Gene Ontology annotation, molecular function: voltage-gated sodium channel activity.